AGACGAGACUGUGGUUAAUAACACCAUCAUCUAUCUUAUCAAACUAGGAAAAACUGAUGAUGAAUUGCCUGAGCAUCUUUUGACUCCAGCACCACCUACCUCACUGACAACAGUAGAACAUGAAGAGAAAACAACUCCUGGUGUCAUAAAGAACCAAGAUAUCACUACAAACACAACAGUGCCAAAUCUUCUUUUAAAUGUUACUUCAAUGCUACCAAGUUCCCAGCACAAAACUGAGAAUCAGAGUUCAAUCAAAACACCAGAAGUGCCAGGUACCACUCAACUGCCAGAUGCCUCACCUAAAACCACCGCAUCACCCUCGGCAUCACUAACAACUCCAAAAAGCACCUCGCACCUUCAGAACACUGCGGAUGGGAAGGUCACUCCAUUAGCCAACUCGCCUUACUCUGAUGUUCUUUUGCCUGUGGUCAUCGCGCUGAUUGUCAUAACACUCUUGGUAUUUACUCUAGUGGGUUUGUAUCGGAUGUGCUGGAAGAGAGAACCAGGAGCUCCAGAAAACGGGAAUGAUCAGCCUCAGUCGGAUAAAGAGAGCGUGAAGCUGCUCACUGUUAAAACAAUCUCUCACGAGUCUGGUGAGCGCUCCGCACAGGGGAAAACCAAGAACUGACAGCUGGUGGAUCCUCCCUAUACCUGGGCAAUACAUAUGUUUAAUCUUCAGCUUCCAAGAUGAAGGUGGAGAGGAGAGAGUCCCGAGAAACCAAUGCCAACUCACAGUCUCCUCGCCAGUCUGCACCAGCUGCCCGUCUCAGCAAAGGAUGGACAUACUACAACCCGACAGAAACAUAAAGUCUUCUAGAUAUCUCCUGUCUGAGACAUUAGAAAAUCAAAUGACUCUAGUUUUCAGGGACAUUUCUAGGUGGAACUUCUGUGAGCAGUGACCCCUCAGCCCAGGCAGGUGGGCUCCCGGGAGACAAGUCAUAGCUGAGUUUAGAGUUUCCAGGGCUUACAGCCUUGAUCCAUGGAGACCUACCUGUAUUCUUUGUGUUCUCAUAUUAGUUAGUGUUAGUAUUUAUUGUUUCCCACUAUGUUAAUGCAGGGAGAUUUUGAAAGUGUGAUGUCAGAUGUUAAGUAGAAAUCAUACCAUGUUCCUCUGUAAGACAGGUAUGUUAUUCAUGUUUUCAUGUGUUACUUUAAUAAGUGAUGGCUGUACUCAGCACAUUAAACAUUACAUCAUGA
Alexandromys fortis (reed vole) is the source of this 1197-nucleotide messenger RNA. It is a transcript of the gene Emcn, whose product is annotated as endomucin. The transcript has 10 exons. The record is from RefSeq and is a predicted model, not a curated record. Bases 209 to 628 code for a protein of 139 amino acids. Lineage: Eukaryota; Metazoa; Chordata; Mammalia; Rodentia; Cricetidae.